Astyanax mexicanus (Mexican tetra) is the source of this 951-nucleotide messenger RNA. RefSeq names its product hepatic lectin-like. Gene Ontology annotation, molecular function: signaling receptor activity. The record is from RefSeq and is a predicted model, not a curated record. Bases 1 to 915 code for a protein of 304 amino acids. The transcript has 7 exons. NCBI's taxonomy places the organism in Eukaryota, Metazoa, Chordata, Actinopteri, Characiformes, Acestrorhamphidae.
AUGUCUCUGAGUGUUUAUGAGGAUCUGAUCUACUUUGAGGAGCUGAACAGAGCAGAUCGAGACGAGAUAACGGUGGUUAUAUAUGAGAGUUCAGAUGCUGUUAGAGGCCUCGACCCCGACACUGAGGUGGAGGACGCCAACAUGAUGAGGAUCCUGAAGACAGAAAAAGCAGCGCUUUAUCAAGAACCCAAAGAUGCUUACAGCACAGGCAUAGCAGUGAAAAUGCAGGUUGUAACGACGAAGUAUGUGCCCAAGGGGAAGGAUAUAAACAAUGAAGAGGAGAGGUCCAAGGACAGAUCCUUGAGGGACACCUUGAGAGACCACAGAGGUAGAGGAAGUGUGACCAGAGAGGGUGAUAAACUGCUGCCUAUUGGUCAGAGGCUGUUGGGGGGCAGAAAAAUGGUUGCACAUGUGGCCAAUGGCAUUGCGCAGGCACUUGGGGCAGCAGUUGUUGCCCUUCAAACAGCCCCAUCUCCACCAAGACUGAUGGUGCUGCAGGGCCGCAAGACCUGGCUGACUGCAGAUGAUAAAGCAGUUAGAGACGGGUGGAUCUACUUCAGCUCCAGUCUUUACUACGUCUCUACUGAGAGGAAGAGCUGGAGUGAGAGCAGAAACGACUGCAGAAAGAGAGGAUCAGACCUGGUGAUCAUCAACAGCAGAGAAGAACAGGUCUUCAUUAACACAUUGAGAAAAGGUCAGUGGGUUUGGAUUGGUCUGAGUGACGCUGAAACAGAGGGGGUCUGGAAAUGGGUGGACGGAUCAGAACUGAUCACUGGGUUCUGGGACCCUGGACAACCUAACAAUUACAGAGAUGAUGACUGUGGUUUAUACGGCUUUGGGUCUGAUCCUGUGAAUAACUGGGCUGAUUAUGCCUGUAAUAGCCAGUUCUUUUGGAUCUGUGAAAAGAGAAUAUAAAGAGUAGAUAUUGUGGGAGAAGUGUGUAAUAUUCCC